GCCAGCCAGUGGCCACUCGUCACUCACUGGUGUAUUUGGUCAGGCCCCAGCCCGUGGUGACGCACUGCAUCCCGGCGGGAAAGUCAUCGCUGGCCUUGGGCAGGCACACGGCGGACACGGUCUUGGAGAAGCUCGCGGGUGUGGACAGCUUCAGCAGGGUGAUGUCGUUGCUGGUGGUGAGCGAGCUGUAGCUGGGGUUCUUGAAAACCUGUGGGGUGAGGCCAGACAGCCGCCGUUGGGGUCCGGGAAGAAGCUGACCCAGGCAGAACCCGGCGCGGGACUACCCCUCACGGCCUCCACGCUCCUUCCUGGACAACAGCCCUUCCAGCUCGGCAGCUCCUUCCGCGGCCCCAGGAGCCCGAGGCCCAGCCCUUCCCCUCAUGGAGCCGCGCACACCCUGCUUUCUGCUUUGCCCCGUCAUGAGGAGAAUUGCUCCUCCUUGCACAGGGUGCAAGGCCCCAGGAAGGUCCACCUCCACCCUGGGGGCCUCACACCGGCUGGCGCGGUCCAGUCCUCCCAGCAUCCUCAUUGUAGAGAUGGAGCUGGUGAGGCUCAGAGACGGAAAAAGACUCGCUCAGGCUCACACCACCGCGCAUGGCUGAACUGGGAGUCGGGACCCCGCCGCUCCCUGCUGACCAGCAGUUGGUGGAAGGGGAGACAGCCUUCCCAACUCCUGCCUGACCUGAUUCCUGGAGCCCAGCCAUCUCUGCCCAUGCACACUCCCAGGGAGAAGGUAUGGCCUUGUUCGCGGGUUGUCUGCCACGUCAGAAAACCUUCACUCUGCACCUGUCACCUCGUUGCAGGCUGUGGGGUUCCCGCCAUCCAACCUGUGCUUAGCAGCCUGUCCAGGAUCGUCAAUGGGGAGAACGCUGUCCCUGGCUCCUGGCCCUGGCAGGUGUCCCUGCAGGACAGCACUGGCUUCCACUUCUGCGGGGGCUCCCUGAUCAGUGAGGACUGGAUGGUCACUGCCACCCACUGCGGGGUCACAACCUCUGACCUGGUCGUGGCCGGGGAGUUUGACCAGGGCUCAGCCACCGAGGACAUCCAGGUCCUGAAGAUUGCCAAGGUUUUCAAGAACCCCAAGUUCAACAUACUCACCAUUCGCAACGACAUCGCCCUGCUGACGCUGGCCACGCCCGCGCGCUUCUCCGAGACCGUGUCCGCCGUGUGCCUGCCCAGCGCCAGUGACGACUGUCCCUCCGGGAUGCAGUGCGUCACCACGGGCUGGGAGACCAAGUACAGCGCCCUCCAGACCCCUGACAAGCUGCAGCAGGCGGCCCUGCCCAUCAUGUCCAACGCCGACUGCAAGCAGUUCUGGGGCAGCAGGAUCACCGACGUGAUGGUCUGUGCAGGUGCCGUCGGCGUCUCCUCCUGCAUGGGUGACUCUGGCGGCCCCCUGGUCUGCCAGAAGGAUGGAGCCUGGACCCUGGUGGGCAUCGUGUCCUGGGGCAGCAGCACCUGCUCUAUGUCCACACCCACCGUGUAUGCCCGUGUGACUGCACUUGUCUCCUGGGUGCAGGAGAUCCUGGCUGCCAAAUGAGCACAGGGCUCCUGCCAUCCCAACCCCAAGAGUCCCCAAUAAAAGCAUCUGUACA
This is a messenger RNA of Hippopotamus amphibius kiboko, 1595 nucleotides long. RefSeq names its product chymotrypsinogen B-like. Gene Ontology annotation, molecular function: serine-type endopeptidase activity. Gene Ontology annotation, biological process: proteolysis. NCBI's taxonomy places the organism in Eukaryota, Metazoa, Chordata, Mammalia, Artiodactyla, Hippopotamidae. The record is from RefSeq and is a predicted model, not a curated record.